AUGGAGGAGCAGGUGUUCAAGGGGGACCCGGACACCCCCCAUUCCAUCUCCUUCUCGGGCAGUGGAUUCCUCUCCUACUACCAGGCCGGGGCUGUGGAUGCCCUGCGAGACCUGGCCCCCCGCAUGCUGGACACGACUCAUCGCUUUGCGGGGACCUCGGCAGGGGCUGUGAUCGCAGCCCUGGUCAUCUGCGGGAUCGAGAUGGAAGAGUACCUCCGCGUGCUGAAUGUGGGCCUGGCCGAGGUGAAGAAGCACUUCCUGGGCCCCUUCUCACCGUCCUGCAGGAUGGUGCCCAUGAUGCGGCAGUUCCUGUACAGCGCGCUGCCCGAGGACGCCUACAAGGUCACCACGGGGAAGCUGCACGUGGGCCUCACCCGCUUCGAGGACGGCGAGAGCGUGGUGGUGUCCGAGUUCACGUCCAAGGAGGAGCUCAUUGAGGCCCUGUACUGCAGCUGCUUUGUCCCCGUGUACUGCGGUUUCAUCCCCCCGACGUACCGUGGCGUGAGGUACAUUGACGGUGGCUUCACCAGCAUGCAGCCCUGCUCCUUCUGGACUGACUCCAUCACCAUCUCCACCUUCAGCGGGCAGCAGGACAUCUGUCCCCGGGACUGCCCCGCCAUCUUCAAUGACUUCCGCAUGUUCAACUACUCUUUCCAGUUUUCCCUGGAGAACAUCACCCGCAUGACCCAUGCCCUGUUCCCCCCGGACCUGGUGGUCCUGCAAAACUACUAUUACCAAGGCUAUGAGGACACGGUGGCCUACCUGAGGCGGCUGAACGCUGCAUACCUCGAUUCUCCCUCCAGGCGGGUGCUCUUCCCGCGGGUGGAGGUGUACUCCCAGAUCGAGCUAGCCCUGGGCCCUAACUGCCCGGAGUACAGCCAGCUGUGUCCUCGGAGGUCCUGGGCCCGGCCAGAGGCGCCCACGCCAGUCCACAUCCAGGGGCCUGGGAGAGUCAGCCACCCCCCUGCGUCCCCACCUGUGCCCGUGGAGUCGCUUGUUCCCCCGCCCGUCGCUUCACUCAAGCCAACACCUGGGCCACCACCUGCCUCAUCACUGCCGCCUUCUCCAGAUGACUGGGCACCUGGGCACUUCACCUGCGGCUCAACACCUGGUUCCUCGCUGCCAGCUGCACCCCUGGGGCAGCCACCUGUGUCAACUCGGCAGCAGGGCAUCCCACUCAACACAUCCACAUUGUCAAGGUCUUCAGCCGUCCCUGUACCUCCAACAUCACCCCACGGCUGUCCUUCAGCCUCGCAUGCUCAGCUGCCAGUGGAGGUGCUAGGCUCAGACCAUCCCGAAGCCUUCCUCGCUUCUCCACAUCCCAGGAGCACCGCGGCUCUGACUCAGGUGAAAGAAAUGGCCAGCGAGUCCAGUGCGAAGGAGAGCCCUGCUGCAGACUCCAACUGGGUCAAGAAGGUGUUCAAAAGGAGCAAGCAGAAGACGGGCAGCGCCUGGAGAGGCUUCCCCCAGCACCCUCGAUCCCGAAGGCUCAGCGGCAAAGCACAGUGA
Octodon degus (degu) is the source of this 1509-nucleotide messenger RNA. RefSeq names its product patatin like phospholipase domain containing 1 (gene Pnpla1). The coding region runs from base 1 to 1509 and encodes 502 amino acids. Gene Ontology annotation, molecular function: triacylglycerol lipase activity. Gene Ontology annotation, cellular component: lipid droplet; cytoplasm; membrane. The record is from RefSeq and is a predicted model, not a curated record. Lineage: Eukaryota; Metazoa; Chordata; Mammalia; Rodentia; Octodontidae. Gene Ontology annotation, biological process: lipid homeostasis; triglyceride catabolic process. The transcript is spliced from 8 exons.